UCAUGGCAGACAAAGAGGAGUUAAAGAUAAGAUUGAAGAAGCUGCUGGUAAGAUUGAACCUACAGGAAGGGAAGCAGUUGGGCACCGUGGUCCAGAUCAUACAGGACCUUCUGUUCCUGUCCCAUACAGAUCACUGCGUUGAGUUGUUUGCAGAUCAGAAUGUCCACCUGUCUCUGAUGCUGGUGCUGUCAUCUCAUUUCAACAGCAAAGUUCAGCAGGUUGGGUGGUCUUUGUUGUGUCGUCUGAUGGAGAUCUGUCCCUCCACUCUCGACAGACUGGCAACCCCAGCAGACCUUGACUUAAUAGGAGUGCAUAAGCAUAUUCUGAAGGUGCUGUACAUGUUUCAUAAAGACGCCAAAAUGAUGAUGGUGGGUCUCAGAGCUCUGACUCUGUUACUUAAUUCAGAUGAGAUUGCGACGCAGGUCCUGGAUGAGGAAGAAAUAGACGUGUUUUUCCAGGUUUUGAGGGCAAUGAGGUCGUUCAGUGACAGUGAGGAGGUUCAGUUGCAGGGAUGUGCGGCUCUACAACUACUGCUGCAGAGAGUUUCAGAGGAUCAUCUGAUGGAGUUCAUCGAGAAGAAGGACCAUGAGGCGGUUCUGAAUGCUCUCAGAAGGUUUAUGGAUAGUGAGAAUGUGGUUUUGCGAGCUUUAAGGGUCCUCAUACCGUUGGCUGCUCCAGCAAGCAAUGUUGAGAUGCUGAUGUCCAAAACGGUUAAAUGCUACACUCUGAUGUGUCGGGCUAUGGAGGCGUGGCUGGACUCUGAGGCCAUACAGGAGACCGGAUGCUGUUUGUUACGAAAACUUACAUCAGAGAGUUACUAUAACAUCUUGGUGCUGAAUGGUGUCCACAAAGUGGCUGUGAAAGCUUGUGUGUCUUACCCUGAUAAUGCAACAGUUCAGACUGCUGCUCUCUCUUGUCUGAGCAUGCUUGCGGAGUCUAUAGUACAGAAUGAAGGUCUGGACAGAGAGGGCAGUGAGGAGGAUGGGGUGGAACAGGAAAUGGCCGUUAGGAAAGAAGUCACACAUGCGGAGGAAAGCCUUAUAUGGACAGAAGCCUGUUACACGGCUUUGGAGAGGCAUGCUGAUAAUGCCACAGUACAGGAAGCUGCUUGUUGGGCCGUAAACAGCCUGCUGCUCCAUUGCAAUGCUUCCCAAUACGUGGAACUGGAAGGAAGGCCUCCUCUUCAUACUCUCACUAUGGCUUCAAUGCUCUUUCAUUCGUCCUGUGUGCCGGUGUUUCAAGCUGCUUCCUGUACACUGCGCACACUUAUACAACACAACAGCAUGAUGAGAGCCCUCUUGUUGUCUCACGGCAUUCAUUUCAACAUUGUCAAUCUGAUGAAAAAACACUCAAACUCCAGCGAUGUGUGUGAAAGCGCCUGCAAACUGCUUCACACCCUCUUCCAGGGAGCGAGGGCCGGUCUGGAUGAAGGUGCUCUGGUUCUCGGUCAGAUUCUGAUCGCUCUGAAGACGCACAACUUCCUUCCUGAAGUUCAGCUGGAGGGUCUCAGAGCGAGUCUUGUUCUUCUCAACCCAGACAGGAGUUUAAGGGAAGAUGGCAUCUCAGUGGCGGAUCCCGACAUGGUGGAUGUGUCGCUGCGGGUGCUGAAGAACCAGUGUGUACUAGAGGGAGCUCACGCUGUAUAUCUAGCGGCACUUAAUAGGUUUAUUAGUAGUGAGGAGAUUCAGGAGUGCGGGCUUGGUGUUCUCACCACUUUAGCUGACUGUUCAGGAGCCGUUGACCUCAUGUGCCAGCAGGGGGCGAUAGACACAGUUCUUCACACACUGCAGAUGUUCCCACUGAAGCGUGAUAUCCACUACUGGGGUCUUAGCCUCUUGUUUCACCUCAUCUCUAAGAAGAAGCUUUCUCGUAUGAUGGUGCCGGUACUGGCCUCUGUUGUAGUCAACUCUGUACGACAACACAAAGAAGACACGGCCAUGCUCCUCAAGGGAAUUCAGGUGGUGUGGAAGCUGUUGGACACCUGCUCGAGUGCGGCGGCAGAGCUGCAGAAGGAGGGGUUCGAGAAGGAGAUCUUUCAGAUCUUGAGGGAGAGCACGGCAGACCAGCGUAGAGAUCCGUUGCAGGGAAUGAGUUGCCUGUGUCUGCUGAAGAUGGUGGCAGACGGUGAGAUCAUGUACAUGCUUCUGGAAAGGGCGUGUGAGGAGGGAGAUGUGGUCAUGACCGAGUGUCUCAUACAGCUGGGUGCUGACAUCAACAAGAAAACAAAGACGGAUUCUCUCAUAAAUCAGGUCUGUGAUCGGGGAGCUCCGCUGGCACUGCUGGAGCUGCUGGUUUCUGCUGGCGUUCAUGAAAAGCAGCUGCGUGGGGCUCUGGCUGUAUGCGUCAGGAGAGGAGACGACCCUGCCGUCACCCUUCUCCUCAGCCGUCUGGGGCUGGACCACAGCAACAGCGCUCUCUGCCUCGGGAGCUUCCAUCUGGGGCAGAUGAAGGCGAGCUGGCUCAGCGCUCUGCUGUCUGAACGUAAGAGCAUCAUUCCAGUCAACGGCAGGAACGGGAAAGGUCAGGCUUUGGCCAGACAGAUUUUGUUACUCCAGAGGAAGAAAGGGUUUGUGGGAGUUACCAGACACCCCAGUGAUGUCAGCACAUCAGGAUAUUACACUGAUGAGGAAAGUGACGACUCUUACAUGUCUUUAGAUGACAGCUUUGCCUUUAUGUUGGAUGACAUGGAGAGUGAUGGGAGUGAUGGACCUCCAAAUGGAUCGUUGAUUUACAGCGAUUCACCAGAGCUGAGCAGAAACACUUCUUGGAGACGACACAGUGGACGUAAACGUGCCAGUUCAGAGAGAUGCCACAGAGACUCUGAACCAAGCGCCUCUCUGAGGUUUGGCUGGAACUCUCACAACACGCGAGGGUCGAUUGACAGCCCAUCUCCUUCUGGUGUUCCUCUGGGCAUUGAUAAGGAACCCAUCCAUCUGCUGGAUCUAUCGGGGAACGAGUUGGACAAUCUGUCUUGUUUAAUGGAUGAGAGCUCUGUCAAACAGCAGAUCGAGAACCUCUUUCGACUCGAUUUGAGUAGCAACUACCUGUCAGAGUUUCCCAGCUCUCUUUGUCAGAGUUUAAGAAGUUUGACCCGACUUGAUCUCCAGUGUAACAAAUUGCAAUCACUUCCUGCCGAACUUCUGGCUCUUCCCGCUCUGAGCAUGCUCAAUGUAUCCCGCAAUCUCAUUGGUCCUCUUCUGCUACUGGACCCAACUGUGCAAUGUCCAACCCUACGCCAAUUAAACCUGUCAUUCAAUCUGAUCACAGUCUUCCCUUUCCAACUGGGUCAGGCCAUGAAUAAACUAGAGGAGCUCUCACUGGAAGGAAAUCAAAUAUCAGAACUGUCUCUACCUCUCUCUCUGGCUGAACUGAAAGUUUUAGACGUCAGUAAAAAUAAAGUUACAGUGGUUUCAGAAGAUUUCCUCACGGAAUGUCUCAAGAUGGAGAAUUUUAAUGCUUCAGUUAACCAAAUCAGUUCGUUGUUGCACCUUCCUUCCAAAAUAACUACUAUUAAAUUAGCCCAGAACAGUUUUACAAGCAUUCCUGAAGUCAUUACCAACCUACAAUUUUUGCGUUCAGUGGACAUGAGAAAUAACAGCAUCAGGGUUCUGUCGGGUCCAGCUGUUUGGGCCAGUGUGAAUCUGAGAGAGCUGAUGUUCAGUCAAAAUCACAUCUCUGUGCUGGACCUCAGCGGCCCCGUCUACAAAUGGGCCCGACUGGAGAAACUCCAUCUGAGCACCAACAGAAUCACUGAGAUUCCUCCUCAGAUCGGUCUCCUGGAGGACCUUACGUCUCUGGAUGUGAGUCAGAAUAAAGGUUUGCGCACUUUUCCGGAUGAGAUGGGAAAACUGGUGCGUUUGUGGGAUCUGCCGCUGGACGGCCUGCAGCUCCAGAUGGACCUCAAACACAUCGGCUGCAAAACCAAAGACAUUAUCAGGUUCCUGCAGCAGCGUCUGAAGAAGGCCGUGCCAUAUUACCGCAUGAAGCUGAUGGUGGUGGGCACCCCCUGCAGUGGGAAAACCUCUCUGAUCCAACAGCUCAUGAGACUCAAACGCUCACAGUUGAAGUCCCAUCCACAAACGGCGGGCAUCAGCGUCAGUGACUGGACCAUGAGAAACAAAGACAGGAGGAUCAUGCUGCUGAACGUGUGGGAGUUCUCAGGUGGUGAGGAGUGCAGCGGAUGUCACCCUCAUUUCAUGAGCUCUAGAGCUUUGUAUCUGGUGCUGUAUGACCUCAGUAAAGGACCGAGUGAGAUAGAUGUCAUCAAACCAUGGCUCUUUAACAUUAAAGCUGUAGCUGGACAGUCUCCUGUGAUUGUAGUCGGUACUCAUGCAGAUGUUUGUGAAGAGCGCCACCUGCAGGACUGUGUGUUAAAGCUGCGUGAGGAGCUGCUGUCUCAGCCGGGUUUUCCAGUGAUUAGAGAGAAUCACAUGCUGUGCGCCUGUGAAGAGUCCGAGUCUAUCAGAAGAUUACGCAAAGCCAUCUACAAAGAGCUCAUUGGAUUUAAGAUACAGGGUCAGCCGGUGAUGGGUCAGUUGAUUCCAGACUGUUAUGUGGAGUUGGAGAGGAGAGUUUUGCAGGAGAGGACUCGUGUUCCAGCUGAAUUCCCGGUGCUCAGACACAGAAGACUGCUGGAGCUCAUACAGGAGACGCAACUGCAACUGGAGGAGGGAGAGCUACCACACGCUGUCCACUUCCUCAGCGAGGCCGGUGUUCUUCUGCACUUUGACGAUCCAGCGUUGCAGUUAAAGGACCUGUACUUCAUUGACCCACAAUGGCUUUGCAACAUUAUCUCACAGACGCUGACCCUGAAGAGCCCGGGUCAUUGGGAGAGCCCUAGAGGUGUGGUUCAGCGCUCCACCUUGGUGAAGUUUCUGGACAAAAGCCCAUGUUUCCCUCGUGCCCACCUCUCUCACUACUUCAAACUGCUGGAGAAGUUCCAGAUCGCACUGCCCUUCGGAGAUGAUCAGUUACUUGUACCCAGCAGCCUCUCAGAUCACAAGCCAGUGAUCGAACUUCCUCACUGUGAGAAGUCAGAGGUCAUCGUUCGGCUUUAUGAGAUGCCAUACAUUCCCAUGGGUUUCUGGUCAAGACAGAUCAGCCAUCUGCUGGAGGUGUCCUCAUUCAUGCUGUAUGGAAGAGAGAAAGCAUUGAGGCCAAAUCGGAUCUACUGGAGGACGGGCAUCUAUCUGAGCUGGUCUGCUGAGGCUUACUGUCUUGUGGAGGCCUCGUCGCUGGAGGAGAACCCGGCUAGCUUUAUUAAGAUAACUGUCCCUUGCUCUCGCAAAGGUUGUGUGUUGCUGGGACAGGUGGUGGAUCACAUUGAUUCUAUUUUGGAGGAGUGGUUUCCUGGUCUCCUCGCCACCGAUGUUCUCGGUGCUGGAGAAACUCUGCUGAAGAAAUGGGCUUUGUACAGCUUUAGUGAUGAAGAAAGCUACCGGAAGAUCCUGCUGGAAGAUCUACUGUCCAGUAUUGAUACAGAUGGUUUGCUGGUGAACCCAGAUGACCCCAGUUGUACUGUGCCCAUAUCUCAGAUCUCUCCAGAUCUGGUACUGAGUGACCAGCCUUCCAGCAUCAUACUGGACCCAGAAGAGCUGGAGAUAGAGCUCUCUGCAGAGUAUCUGCUGGGUGAUGGAGGUUUUGGGUCUGUAUAUAAAGCUGUGUACAAGAAUGAAGAGGUUGCUGUGAAGAUAUUUAACAAACAUGCUUCUGCACUUUAUGUUCACCGGCUGGUACGACAGGAACUGACAGUGCUCGGGAGACUGCGUCACCCCAGCCUGGUCGGGCUGUCGGCCACCGGGUGUAACCCAUAUAUCCUGGUGAUGGAACUGGCACCAUGUGGAUCUCUGGACUCGCUGUUCGAGCGUGAAAACAGCAGCCUUAGCCACAAACUCCAGCACAGGAUAGCACUGCAUGUGGCGGAUGGCCUUAGAUAUUUGCACUCCUCCAUGAUUAUCUACCGGGAUCUGAAGCCGCACAACAUUCUCCUGUUUAACCUGAAGACAGACUGCGAGGUCAUCGCAAAGAUCACCGAUUAUGGCAUAGCACAGUACUGUUGCAGCAUGGGCGUCCGCGGCUCGGAAGGAACGCCAGGCUUCAGAGCACCUGAAGUGGCUCGAGGAAACGUCAUCUAUAACGUCCAGGCGGAUGUGUACUCGUUUGGUCUGCUGAUGUAUGAUCUUUUGACUCACGGCGAGCGGAUAUCAGAUGGGAUGAAGUUUCCCAGUGAAUUUGAUGAGGUGGCUGUGCAGGGAAAGCUUCCAGGUGAUGUGCCGAGUUUCUUCUUUUAGGUUUGCAUGUCAAUAUAAGACUUCACGCUCUAAUCUUGUAGUGUGUG
Triplophysa rosa is the source of this 6337-nucleotide messenger RNA. RefSeq names its product leucine-rich repeat kinase 2 (gene lrrk2). The record is from RefSeq and is a predicted model, not a curated record. The transcript has 42 exons. Gene Ontology annotation, molecular function: protein binding; ATP binding; protein kinase activity. Lineage: Eukaryota; Metazoa; Chordata; Actinopteri; Cypriniformes; Nemacheilidae. The coding region runs from base 3 to 6290 and encodes 2095 amino acids. Gene Ontology annotation, biological process: protein phosphorylation.